AUGCCGUGGAGCAAGAUUAGCUUGGAAGAGAUUAGAAUUGGCGUUCAAGUGAACCAGGGAGAAAUAAUAGAAACCGCGCUUGAAAAGGAGGAAAAGGAGUACAAGGGAACACUUCUGAUUGAGUCGCUGCAGCUGUUUGCGUCCGAAAACGAUGUCCGAUUUGAUUUGAGCGAAGAUUUCAAAAACCAAGAAUUUCAACUUUGCGUUGAUAAAUUUGUGGAAAGCAUGGUAGCUGCUGAUGAAUUCGGAAAAUACCCAACAGAGGAUCAAAUUAGCGGGACAAUUCGAGUUUAUGGCCCCUCUCAGAUAAAUGAAAAGUUCGAAACGAUCAUUGGCGAGCUUCGAUGGACCAUUUCGUUGAUGACGGUUCCGGCCGAAAAGCCAAAAGAGCCCGUGAAAAAGGUCGAGAAGCCAAAAGCAAGGAGAGUGACACGAGUGAGAAUCAAACCAGUAACGAACCCUGACGUGCCUGCCGAUUGCCGCCAGGAUCCGCGAAUGGCCAACUCGAUUGUUUCGCAGGCAGGAAUGGAAGAGAUAGAAGUCCUUGUUCACGGAGCAUCGAACUUGUUCAAACCUGGAAAGGAACGACUACCACCGCGAAGGGCUCAAGAAUUUCAAGAAAAUUCAAGAAAUAGGAAAUUCAAAAAAGUGUCGGGAAAAUGCAUUUUAAUGAAACGAGAGCAGCGUGCUUUUGUCUCAUUCAAGAGCGAGUCCGACUUCGACAAUAAUGUUCCAGCAAAGUCAUCAACCACAGUCGCGAGGAAAUCAUCAGCGCCAAUUUGGGCAGAAGUUGUGCAACUCAAGUUCAAAGCCAACCAAGAAAUCACGGCGAUUCUGUCAAUCAUCGACUACGACAGCAAGGCGGUCCUCUCAAAAUUCAAAAUUCCUUCCCAGCGACUCCAGCCCUUCCAACAGUACCACUUAGAACUCGUCGACAAGGAUACGAGCUGUUUUGUAUCAAUUCGUCGAAAGCAGCAUUUGUGCCCUGAGAAAUCGCUCGAAUUUGUCCUUUGCGAGAUGAGCGAUGAGAUCAACGACAACGAGCUUGACGGCUUCACCGCUAUUUUCCGGCCUAUUUCUGAUAUUCUUCAUUACCGGGAAAGCUACAUGCAGCUAAUCUUCGAAGGUCAAAAUCGCAACGUUAUCGACUUCCAGCCAAUCGACUUGUUCAGCGAGACGCCGCGGUCGCCCUCCGACUCACCGGUUGGAUUUCCUCAAGCGAUUCCAAUGAGCUUCCGUGUCGCAAAAGCAUCUCUUACUCGGCACUCAUGGUGGCACAACGUAAUCUUGACGCCAAGACAUUGGUUACGACAUUGA
Molecule: messenger RNA, 1317 nt
Organism: Oikopleura dioica
Lineage: Eukaryota; Metazoa; Chordata; Appendicularia; Copelata; Oikopleuridae
Source: the annotation of a GenBank genome assembly